Molecule: messenger RNA, 2023 nt
Organism: Empidonax traillii (willow flycatcher)
Lineage: Eukaryota; Metazoa; Chordata; Aves; Passeriformes; Tyrannidae
Gene: CASQ2
Product: calsequestrin 2
Exons: 11
Coding region: 190-1413 (407 amino acids)
Biological process (GO): regulation of cardiac muscle contraction by regulation of the release of sequestered calcium ion
Cellular component (GO): sarcoplasmic reticulum lumen
Molecular function (GO): calcium ion binding
Source: RefSeq, a predicted model, not a curated record
UUGUGAGUCCAGGACAGCAAAGUUUGCUGCUCCCCACCAGCCUUGCAGUGUUUGGGCUGAUCACCAGGAAGGCAGCAGAAAGAGAAACUCAGUUCAAACUUCACCUGAAGCCUUGGUCUCCCCCUCUUCCCAAAUCAAGAAAGAGAGGGGACAUUUACCCACCCUUUGCUGCACUCCAAGGGCACCCCUAUGAAGGCAACUUGCUGGAUCCUGGCAGGUUUUUACCUGCUUUUCUGCUGCAAGGCAGAAGAGGGACUGAACUUCCCCACUUACGAUGGGAAAGACCGAGUGAUCGACCUGAACGAGAAGAACUACAAGCAGGCCCUGAAGAAGUAUGACAUGCUCUGCCUGCUCUUCCAUGAGCCUGUGAGUUCUGACAAGGUCUCCCAAAAGCAGUUCCAGAUGACAGAGAUGGUUCUGGAGCUGGCAGCUCAGGUCCUGGAGCCCAGAAGCAUCGGUUUUGGGAUGGUGGACUCCAAGAAGGAUGCCAAACUUGCCAAAAAAUUAGGCUUGCUUGAAGAGGGAAGUCUCUAUGUCUUUAAGGAUGAGCGGUUGAUCGAAUUUGAUGGGGAACUGGCCACAGAUGUCUUGGUGGAAUUCCUCUUGGAUUUGCUAGAAGACCCCGUGGAGGUCAUAAACAGCAAGCUGGAGCUUCAGGCCUUUGACCAGAUUGAUGAUGAAAUCAAACUCAUCGGCUACUUCAAAGGAGAAGACUCUGAACAUUUCAAGGCAUUUGAAGAAGCUGCCGAACAAUUCCAGCCAUACAUCAAGUUCUUUGCUACUUUUGACAAAGGGGUUGCCAAGAAGCUAGGUCUGAAGAUGAAUGAGGUGGACUUCUAUGAACCAUUUAUGGAUGAGCCUGUUCACAUCCCUGAUAAGCCUUACACAGAAGAGGAGCUGGUUGAAUUUGUGAGAGAGCACAGAAGGGCCACCUUGAGGAAGCUGCGCCCAGAGGACAUGUUUGAGACGUGGGAGGAUGACAUGGAGGGUAUCCACAUCGUAGCCUUCGCUGAAGAAGAUGACCCAGAUGGUUUUGAGUUCCUGGAAAUCCUGAAGCAGGUUGCCAGGGACAACACCGAUAAUCCUGACCUGAGCAUUGUCUGGAUUGACCCUGAUGACUUUCCUCUGCUGAUCACUUACUGGGAGAAGACCUUCAAGAUCGACUUGUUCAGACCACAGAUCGGGGUGGUGAAUGUCACAGAUGCUGACAGCAUCUGGAUGGACAUCAGAGAUGAUGAUGACCUGCCCACAGCUGAGGAGCUGGAAGACUGGAUAGAGGAUGUGCUUUCUGGGAAGAUAAACACUGAAGAUGAUGAUGACGAUGACGAUGAUGACGACGAUGACGACGACGACGAUGACGACGACGACGAUGAUGACGAUGAUGACGAUGACGACGACGAUGAUGAUGACUAACUGUGACUCUGUGCAGUUUGACUUGUGGGGCCUGAGAGCCCUCCCCCUGCGGCAGGUCCCUCCAUUGGAAGGCCUGUGUUUGAGCGUCAGCAAGCACCGCUGCUCCUCUUUGCCCCCUGCCCUGCUCCCCCUGCCCCUGCCCUUGCCGGGACCCCCUGGCCUGAUUCUCAGUGGUGCUGAGCCACCAGGACUGCCCCUGUGGUGGGCAGCGCCUGCAGGCACCCAGCACCGCUGCAAAUCAUGCCUCCUUAGUAAGGACAAUAGGAAUCUGCAGGGAAUCUGCCCCCAGUGUCCCAGGGCAGGAGAAAAGUGCCUGCCUGCUUGCUGCCAGAGGGACGCAGGGAGCCAGUUUGUGUUUUCCAUGUUCAUCAGCACGGCACUUAACAUCCAAAGACCAAAUCUCCCUUCAAGACAUUGAGAAGGUCACUGUAAAGUUUAGUCCUUUUAUUAAACACAAUGCCCUUUGCAGAUACUCUGCCAAGACCACUCAAUCCGCAAGUCCUGCUGUGGGAUCCCUAGCUACUCAUUAAAAUGCUAGGAGCAGCAAAAUGCUUUGGGAGGGGAGGAAGGUUUUAGGGAUGCUAUUAAAGUUUUCAGUGAUUCCACAUAA